Messenger RNA from Branchiostoma floridae (Florida lancelet), 1055 nucleotides. Its product is annotated as pleckstrin homology domain-containing family M member 2-like. The transcript has 7 exons. Lineage: Eukaryota; Metazoa; Chordata; Leptocardii; Amphioxiformes; Branchiostomatidae. The record is from RefSeq and is a predicted model, not a curated record. Gene Ontology annotation, molecular function: kinesin binding. Gene Ontology annotation, cellular component: endosome membrane. The coding region runs from base 68 to 664 and encodes 198 amino acids. Gene Ontology annotation, biological process: Golgi organization; lysosome localization; positive regulation of membrane tubulation.
CAAGGCAGCGACGGGAUACCUGAGGGGGACAACGUGGAGGUCUGGGUUCUUCCUGCUCAGUAACGGGAUGCUGUACCAGUAUGGCCAGAGGUCUGACGUGGUGCCACAGAUGUCCAUACAGCUCACAGGUCCAGACUGUAACGGUUGUCGGCGGAUAAACUCCGGAGAGAAGCUGCACUCGUUCGAGAUCCUGCUGACGGACCGCGCCUCGCUCGAGCUGGCCGCGACCUCUGACCUGGAGGUGCAGGAGUGGCUGCAGGCGCUGUGUCAGGCCGUGUCACAAGGGGUACCAGAGAAAGGGGAGCCACCAUCAUCUGUUGUUCCCUGCUGUCUGGCCCUCACCAGUCUCAAGCUGUUUGCCUGCCACGAGGAUUGUCAGACGAGUUUUUUCCGCAGCCUGGGAAGCGUUGGGCUGAAGGACAUCUCCGGCCUCAGUGUGGAUGAGGAGAUUGACUACUAUUGUAUUGUGGAACUAGAUGAUGGGCAGGACUCGUGGGUUCUGUACUUUAACUGUACUCACGAGCAGCGCAAGUUUAUCCAUGUUCUUCAGGAGGCCUGGAGCGAACUGUUUCAGGUUGACCUGCCCGUGUCCCCUCUCGAAGACGACAUCAGGAGGAGAAAGUGUCGGGAGGGUCUCGUGUCUGUGCAGAAGAACCGGCGAUAGAAAUCCGCAGCUCCAUCAAAGCAAAGUGAUGUAGUAUGUUGCAGCUAAGGCCAUGUUGAAUUGAUUAUAUGGAUGACAUCCUUUGGGAAUCCCCAAAACUGAUGCGAGCAUGUGGAUAUUUAUUUUUGCAAUCCACGGCAUGUAUUUGCUUAUUUUGAAGCUGCUUUGUACCAAAUUGAUGCGUGCACGGAUGUCAUCCAUAUAAUCAAAUCAACAUGACCCCAUGCUGCCUGCAGAGCCUUUUCAGCCAGCUAAGAUUACAACACAUCUUCAGGAGAAUCUCCUGGUCCACAUGGCACAUUGUUGGAGGGGCCAUGAAAGCAGCCAGGCUAUUGCAAAAUAUGACAAAUGUCACCCAGAGGUUGCCAUAGAAACCUGGGAAUAAUGCAAA